AUGAUGGUGGAAACAUGCAAGGUGAGUGGAUUUUUUGCUGUUGUCAGAUAGAGUAUACGACGGCGAGUAUUUCUAUAAGAAUUUUGAGUGGUUUCGCCUGUGAAAUUGCAUCCAAUGUUGUCCUCGAAGGUUUGGAUCUGGUGUCUAGUGUAAGGUCAUUUUUUCUCGCUAAACUUGUCAAAGUUUUGGGCUAUAUUGUCUAUAAAUUACGUAUUAUUGCGUGUUAUACGUUUUACGCAAUAUUUUCUUGAAGUUUUACCCUAGUUUGAACUUUUUUCGUUGAUUCGGACCUGAUGUCUAGUAUAAUAUAAUUUUCUGUUAGAAUAUGCAAAAAUGAUGGGCUAAACGGCUGCAAUAUUGCUUUUUGCUUCCUGUCGCGAGAUUUUCCGCGUCACAUCCCCUCAAAUUCUACCAUUUUUGGGUCGUUUAUAUUACACUUGACCUCUGAUAUCUCAGAUCUUUCCAGAGUCCACUGAAGCGUUCGCCAACGCUGAAAGUCGAACGUGGGCCUAGUGCCGAAGUGUACGCGAGAGUUGGAGAGAGUUUCCAUAGUCGGUAUAGGAUCGAAAAGCUGCUUGGAAAGGGAGGAUUUGGGCAAGUGUUCCAGGCGAAAGAUACAGUGAGUUCUUGAACAAUUUUUUGUUGUUUUAGGUUUAUUUCAGUUCUCACUGAUGAAAUGAAGUGAUGUCGAUGUUUUCAGAUGACAAACCGGGUUGUGGCGUUGAAGGUUGAGCCAAUAGAUCGACAGAACCGAAUUGCAAUGGAAGCCAUUGUUUUGCGGGCCGUUUUUCGACGCGCUCACUUUGCUCAGAUGGUGAGUUGCUCGAAAAGGCUUGCAAGGAGUUUAGACUUGCUUAAUCAAAGCGUUUCAAUCUCAAUUUCAUGGAUUUGCCACCUAAACUCUCACUUUUUUUCUAAAAUCGUCUAAAAAUAAGGUCGGAAAUCGAAAAAAAUCGACGAAUUUCUUGGUUUUCUUCCAUAAUGUUUCAUUUUCAGUACGAACACAACAUGAACGGAGCAUUUUCAUACCUGACGAUGCCAGUUUUGGGCGACAAUCUGUUCGAUUUGAGACGUUUGGAGGAAAACCGCCGGUUCGAUCAGGAAACGAUGUUGGAGGUGUUUGAAAGCUUGGUUACCGCAUUGCAGACCCUUCACGGAGCGGGAUUCAUUCAUCGAGAUAUCAAGCCCGCGAACUUUUGCUUUGGAAAGCGGCCGGGCGAUCGAAAUCAUGUUUAUUUGAUCGACUUUGGAAUGGCUCGGCAAUACCUGCAAAGGGAUGGGAAGAGAAAGAAAAAAAGACUUCGUUGUCCGUUCAGAGGUGAGAUUUGGGGAGGAUUGGGUUUUUGCUCAGCUGAAAUUUUAAUUUUGCUUUGGUUUUUCAAAAAAAAAUUAUAUUAUUUUUGAUCUAUUACCUAAAAUAAUAUAAUUUUACUUCGAAAGGUGAUAAAAAUUAGAGUUUUUAUGAUGAAUUUGAUAUACAUAGAUUCUUUAUUGUAUAAACUUUCUUGUUAUUGCGCCUAAAGUCUUUUAUUUUUCCGAAAUCUUUCUAUAAAAAGCUCUUUCCAUCAAGUUGACAUUGCUUUAGAUAUUUGUUUAAAUUUUUCCAGGAACUGCCAGAUAUUGCAGCGCAAGAGUUCACAAGGCAUGCGAACAGGGCCCUUGUGACGACAUGUAUUCGUUACUGUACAGUAUGAUCGAGCUUUGCGAAGGAGAUUUGCCAUGGCGAGGAGACGAACCCGAGCCCGAAUUGUGCUCCAUGAAGAGUGAACCACGCUCCGGAAUGGACAGAUUUUUGAGGUGGGGACUUAUUAUACUCUUAGCUGCUUCAUUUUGCGUAACUUGCACUUUCCUUCUGCUUUUUUAUUUACUUUCUCAGAUAUACACCCAGAAAUCUGCUAUGUAUUGCUCAUUACUUGGAUUCCAAAGGAUUUGAAGACGACCUGGACUAUGAAUAUAUUCAAAAAAUCAUUGCGGUAAGCAUUACUGAGUUUUUUGUUCCAUUUUUAGGUAGAAUUUUGAAGAAGACUUGAAUUCCCGCCAAUUUUGGCAUUGUGUUUUUGAUGUCGAGAUUAAUGUUUUUUGAUGUCUUGUGAUGUGAGGGCCGUACAAAAGGUGAAAGGGGCCGUUUGUAAACGGAUUUGGAAUUUUUUUUUGAUAUUAUCCGUCAUGGGUUAUAUAAAAAUUUAUGUUGUACUUGAUGGGAAAUGGACUGAAUUGGUAUAAAAUUACGUCAAACAGUCUUUUUGGGAAAAUUUUAUUUAAUUUUCACUCCAAUUUCAGGAAUCCUUUGAGUAUCUUGACCAAAAUGCAUCAAUCGAGACAUUGACGGCCAGCUUCGAAAAGGCGGAAAUAAAAGGUUCCGACUACCCCAACAGCCCCACACCCCAACCAAAUACGAGUAGCAGGUUCUCCUACAACCCAUACGAGCCACACUUGAUGCAAAAAUCAAGCCCAACCACCAAAUUCUUUCAACGAAGCAAUCCCAUCAAAAGAACCCAAUUAUUCCCUGAGGGCAGCAACGGAAAUCGAUGCACUUUGACGUCAUUUCAACCGCUGAGCCCGUCCCCAUACUCUGGAAAUCGUCAGUCGGUAUGGCUGAAUGAAAGAGUCUGA
Bursaphelenchus xylophilus (pine wood nematode) is the source of this 2613-nucleotide messenger RNA. Lineage: Eukaryota; Metazoa; Nematoda; Chromadorea; Rhabditida; Aphelenchoididae. The record is from the annotation of a GenBank genome assembly.